AUGUCUCUGCUGUGUGUUGGAGUCAAAAAAGCCAAGUUUGAUGGUGCCCAAGAGAAACUCAACACGUACGUGACCUUGAAGGUGCAGAAUGUCAAGAGUACCACCAUCGCUGUCCGGGGCAGCCAGCCCAGCUGGGAGCAGGACUUCAUGUUUGAGAUUAACCGCCUGGACUUGGGGCUGACCGUGGAGGUGUGGAAUAAGGGGCUCAUCUGGGACACGAUGGUGGGUACUGUGUGGAUCCCACUUAGGACCAUCCGCCAGUCCAACGAGGAGGGUCCUGGAGAGUGGCUGACACUGGACUCGCAGGUCAUCAUGGCGGACAAUGAGAUCUGUGGCACCAAAGAUCCCACCUUCCACCGCAUUCUCCUUGACACCCGCUUUGAGCUGCCUUUAGACAUUCCCGAGGAGGAAGCACGCUACUGGGCCAAGAAGCUGGAGCAGCUGAACGCCAUGCGGGACCAGGAGGAGUACUCCUUUCAAGAUGAGCAAGAGAAGCCUCUCCCUGUCCCCAGCAACCAGUGUUGCAACUGGAAUUAUUUUGGCUGGGGUGAGCAGCAGAACGAUGACCCCGACAGUGCAGUAGAUGAUCGUGACAGUGAUUACCGCAGUGAGACCAGCAACAGCAUCCCACCACCCUAUUACACCACGUCACAGCCCAACGCCUCUGUCCAUCAGUAUUCUGUCCGCCCACCACCGCUGGGCUCCCGGGAAUCCUACAGUGACUCCAUGCACAGUUAUGAAGAGUUCUCUGAGCCUCGGGCCCUCAGCCCCACGGGCAGCAGCCGCUAUGCUUCCUCUGGAGAACUGAGUCAAGGCAGCUCGCAGCUCAGUGAGGACUUCGACCCGGAUGAGCAGAGCCUGCAGGGCUCUGAGCUAGAGGACGAGCGGGACCGGGAUUCCUACCACUCGUGCCACAGCUCGGUGAGCUACCAUAAGGACUCACCACGCUGGGACCAGGAUGAGGACGAGCUGGAUGAGGACCUGGAGGAGGACCUGGAGGACUUCCUGGAGGAAGAGGAGGAGGAGGAGCUGGAAGAGGAGGAGGAGGAGGUGCCUGAGGACAUUGAGCUGACACGGGGUGGCUACUCAGAGCGUGAGGAGCCAGCCGUGUCUGAGCCCAAGGACUUCAAGCGCGUCAGCCUCCCACCAGCCACCUCUGAGAAGGAGGACAAGGCUCCAACCAAACCUGCCGAGGCCUUUGAUGUGGCCAAGACAGCUCCUGAGCUGGCCAUGCCUGAGGAGGGGCCUGCAGCUGAGCGGACACCUGAGCCAGAGCCCCCCAAGGCAGAGGAGAGUUUCAGGCCACGGGAGGAUGAAGAAAGCCAGGAGGGUCAGGACGCCAUGUCCAGGGCCAAGGCCAACUGGCUUCGAGCCUUCAACAAGGUGCGGAUGCAGCUGCAGGAGGCCCGGGGAGAAGGAGAGAUGUCAAAAUCCCUCUGGUUCAAAGGCGGCCCUGGUGGUGGCCUCAUCAUCAUUGACAGCAUGCCUGACAUCCGCAAGCGGAAGCCCAUUCCCCUUGUGAGCGACCUGGCCAUGUCCCUCGUCCAGUCCCGGAAAGCAGGCAUCACCUCAGCCUUGGCCUCCAGCACAUUGAAUAACGAGGAGCUGAAAAACCACGUUUACAAGAAGACCCUGCAAGCCUUAAUCUACCCCAUCUCGUGCACGACACCGCACAACUUCGAGGUGUGGACGGCCACUACGCCCACCUACUGCUACGAGUGUGAGGGGCUACUGUGGGGCAUCGCGCGGCAGGGCAUGCGCUGCACCGAGUGUGGCGUCAAGUGCCACGAGAAGUGCCAAGACCUGCUCAACGCCGACUGCUUGCAGCGGGCGGCGGAGAAGAGCUCGAAGCACGGAGCGGAGGACCGCACGCAGAACAUCAUUAUGGUGCUCAAGGACCGCAUGAAGAUCCGGGAGCGCAACAAGCCCGAGAUCUUCGAGCUCAUCCAGGAGAUCUUCGCCGUGACCAAGACGGCGCACACGCAGCAGAUGAAGGCCGUCAAGCAGAGCGUGCUGGACGGCACGUCCAAGUGGUCGGCCAAGAUCAGCAUCACCGUGGUCUGUGCCCAGGGCUUGCAGGCAAAGGACAAGACGGGUUCCAGUGAUCCCUAUGUCACUGUCCAGGUUGGGAAGACCAAGAAACGGACGAAAACCAUCUAUGGGAACCUGAACCCUGUGUGGGAGGAGAACUUCCAUUUUGAAUGUCACAACUCCUCGGACCGCAUCAAAGUGCGAGUCUGGGAUGAGGAUGAUGACAUCAAAUCCCGCGUGAAGCAGCGGUUCAAGAGGGAGUCCGAUGACUUCCUGGGGCAGACGAUCAUCGAGGUGCGGACGCUCAGCGGCGAGAUGGACGUGUGGUACAAUCUGGACAAACGGACGGACAAGUCGGCUGUAUCGGGCGCCAUCCGGCUUCACAUAAGUGUGGAGAUCAAAGGCGAGGAGAAGGUGGCCCCCUACCAUGUCCAGUACACCUGUCUGCACGAGAACCUGUUUCACUUUGUGACGGAUGUGCAGAACAACGGGGUAGUGAAGAUCCCAGAUGCCAAGGGUGACGAUGCCUGGAAGGUUUACUAUGAUGAGACAGCCCAGGAGAUUGUGGAUGAGUUCGCCAUGCGUUACGGUGUCGAGUCCAUCUACCAAGCCAUGACCCACUUUGCCUGCCUCUCCUCCAAGUACAUGUGCCCCGGGGUGCCUGCAGUCAUGAGCACUUUACUCGCCAACAUCAACGCCUACUAUGCCCACACCACCGCCUCCACCAACGUGUCUGCCUCUGACCGCUUCGCCGCCUCCAACUUUGGGAAAGAGCGCUUUGUGAAACUCCUGGACCAGCUACAUAACUCGCUGCGGAUCGACCUCUCCAUGUACCGGAAUAAUUUCCCAGCCAGCAGCCCGGAGAGACUCCAGGACCUCAAAUCCACUGUGGAUCUUCUCACCAGCAUCACCUUCUUUCGGAUGAAGGUGCAAGAACUCCAGAGCCCGCCCCGCGCUAGCCAGGUGGUGAAGGAUUGUGUAAAAGCCUGCCUCAACUCUACUUAUGAGUACAUCUUCAACAACUGUCAUGAACUCUACAGCCGGGAGUAUCAGACAGACCCGGCCAAGAAGGGGGAGGUUCCUCCAGAGGAACAGGGCCCCAGCAUCAAGAACCUUGACUUUUGGUCCAAGCUGAUCACCCUCAUAGUGUCCAUCAUUGAAGAAGACAAGAAUUCCUAUACUCCUUGCCUCAACCAGUUUCCCCAGGAGCUGAACGUCGGUAAAAUCAGUGCUGAAGUGAUGUGGAAUCUGUUUGCUCAGGACAUGAAGUACGCCAUGGAAGAGCAUGACAAGCAUCGCCUCUGCAAGAGCGCUGACUACAUGAACCUCCACUUCAAAGUCAAGUGGCUGUACAAUGAGUAUGUGGCGGAACUUCCUGCCUUCAAAGACCGCGUGCCUGAGUACCCCACGUGGUUUGAGCCCUUUGUCAUCCAGUGGCUUGAUGAGAAUGAGGAGGUGUCCCGGGAUUUCCUGCAUGGGGCCCUGGAGCGAGACAAGAAGGAUGGGUUCCAGCAAACCUCGGAGCAUGCCCUGUUCUCCUGCUCUGUGGUGGAUGUCUUCUCCCAACUCAACCAGAGCUUUGAGAUCAUCAAGAAACUCGAGUGCCCUGACCCCCAGAUUGUGGGACACUACAUGAGGCGCUUUGCCAAGACCAUCAGCAACGUGCUUCUCCAGUAUGCAGACAUCAUCUCCAAGGACUUUGCCUCCUACUGCUCCAAGGAGAAGGAGAAAGUGCCCUGCAUCCUCAUGAACAACACUCAACAGCUACGAGUUCAGCUGGAAAAGAUGUUUGAAGCCAUGGGUGGGAAGGAGCUGGAUGCCGAGGCCAGUGACAUUUUGAAGGAGCUUCAGGUGAAACUCAACAAUGUCUUGGAUGAGCUCAGCCGGGUGUUUGCUACCAGCUUCCAGCCGCACAUUGAGGAGUGUGUCAAGCAAAUGGGUGACAUCCUCAGCCAGGUGAAGGGCACAGGCAAUGUGCCAGCCAGUGCCUGCAGCAGCGUGGCCCAGGAUGCCGACAAUGUGCUGCAACCCAUCAUGGACCUGCUGGACAGCAACCUGACUCUCUUUGCCAAAAUCUGUGAGAAGACGGUACUGAAGCGGGUGCUGAAGGAGUUAUGGAAGCUGGUCAUGAACACCAUGGAAAAGACCAUUGUCCUGCCACCCCUCACUGACCAAACGAUGAUCGGGACCCUCUUGAGAAAACAUGGCAAGGGAUUAGAAAAGGGCAGGGUGAAAUUGCCAAGCCACUCAGACGGAACCCAGAUGAUCUUCAAUGCAGCCAAGGAGCUGGGUCAGCUGUCCAAACUCAAGGACCACAUGGUUCGAGAGGAAGCCAAGAGCUUGACCCCAAAGCAGUGUGCUGUCGUCGAGCUGGCCCUGGACACCAUCAAGCAAUACUUCCACGCAGGAGGCGUGGGCCUCAAGAAGACCUUCCUGGAGAAGAGCCCAGACCUGCAGUCCCUGCGCUAUGCGCUGUCGCUCUACACACAGGCCACCGACCUGCUUAUCAAGACCUUCGUGCAGACGCAGUCAGCCCAGGGCUCGGGUGUAGAAGACCCUGUGGGUGAAGUCUCUGUCCACGUUGAGCUCUUCACUCAUCCCGGAACGGGAGAACACAAGGUCACAGUAAAAGUGGUGGCUGCCAAUGACCUCAAGUGGCAGACUUCUGGCAUCUUCCGGCCAUUCAUUGAGGUCAACAUUAUCGGGCCCCAGCUCAGCGACAAGAAGCGCAAGUUUGCCACCAAAUCCAAGAACAACAGUUGGGCUCCCAAGUACAACGAGAGCUUCCAGUUCACACUGAGCGCCGACGUGGGGCCUGAGUGCUACGAGCUGCAGGUGUGCGUCAAGGACUACUGCUUCGCGCGCGAGGACCGCACCGUGGGGCUGGCUGUGCUGCAACUGCGUGAGCUGGCCCAGCGCGGGAGUGCCGCCUGCUGGCUGCCACUCGGCCGCCGCAUCCACAUGGACGACACGGGCCUCACGGUGCUGCGCAUCCUUUCGCAGCGCAGCAACGACGAGGUGGCCAAGGAAUUCGUCAAGCUCAAGUCCGACACAAGAUCUGCGGAGGAGGGUGGUGCCGCGCCUGCGCCCUAGCGCGGGCCGGGUGGGCGGUACUGCGCCUGCGUGGAGUAGGCGGGCGGCACUGUGCCUGCGC
Orycteropus afer afer is the source of this 5185-nucleotide messenger RNA. The record is from RefSeq and is a predicted model, not a curated record. Lineage: Eukaryota; Metazoa; Chordata; Mammalia; Tubulidentata; Orycteropodidae.